AUGAUAGUCGAUAAAGUUGUUUUAAUAACAGGAUGUGGUGGAAAUGGGAUUGGAAAAUCACUUUCAAAGGCAUUUUACGAGUAUGGUUUUAAAGUUUAUUCAAGUUCAAGAAAUUUAGAAUCGAUGAAUGAAUUAUCGUCAAUGGGAAUUAAUACAAUUAGACUUGAUGUGAAGGAUAAAUUAUCAAUUGAAAGUGCAGUUAAUCAAAUUAUUAAAAAUGAAGGAAAAAUAGAUAUCUUAAUAAACAAUGCAGGUAUUUCAUCAUUUAAUACAUGGAUUGAUAUGCCUGAUGAAGAAUUAGAAGAUGUAUUCCAAACAAAUACACUAGGCCUUAUUAGAACAACAAGAGAAGUUGCAAAACAUAUGAUAAAAGAAAGAACUGGUUUAAUAAUAAAUAUUGGUAGUGUUGCAGGAUUUAUUCCAAUGCCUAUAUCAGGCCUUUAUUGUGCUUCAAAAGCAGCUCUUCAUUCUUUUAAUGAAAGUAUAAGAGUAGAAUUAUCACCAUUUUCAAUUAAAGUUAUGUUAGUAAUGCCUGGACCUUUAAAGAGUGAAAUUGUUAAUAAAACAUUACCAAAAUUUAAAGAAAUAAUAUCAAAUCCAGAAUCUCCAUAUCAUCCAAUUUAUAAAGAGUUAUUAGAUCGUCCAUUAACAUCAAUAAAAAAUCAAGCACCAAUUCAAGGUUUAACUGAUUCAAUAAUGAAAAAAAUAUUUUCAAAUAGAAUUCCAAAUCAUAUGAAAUAUGGUCCAGGAUCAAUUGGUUUAGUAUUUUUAAGUUGGCUUCCAACUAGAUUAAUUGAUUUUAUAUUUUCAAGAAAAUUUGGAUUUAGUAAAUUGAAAUCAAUAAUUAAAAAUGAUCAAACUAAAAAUAAAGAUAAUUAA
Messenger RNA from Dictyostelium discoideum AX4, 879 nucleotides. RefSeq lists its product as hypothetical. NCBI's taxonomy places the organism in Eukaryota, Evosea, Eumycetozoa, Dictyosteliales, Dictyosteliaceae. The coding region runs from base 1 to 879 and encodes 292 amino acids. The record is from RefSeq and is a predicted model, not a curated record. The transcript is spliced from 3 exons.